Sinocyclocheilus grahami is the source of this 805-nucleotide messenger RNA. Its product is annotated as GTPase IMAP family member 7-like. Gene Ontology annotation, molecular function: GTP binding. The record is from RefSeq and is a predicted model, not a curated record. The annotation marks the transcript as partial. The transcript has 2 exons. NCBI's taxonomy places the organism in Eukaryota, Metazoa, Chordata, Actinopteri, Cypriniformes, Cyprinidae.
GAAAGAGUUCAACAGGAAACACCAUCCUGAAUCUACAGUUACUAAAACCAGUGAGAGACAUGAUGUAAAGACUGAUGACCGGAUCAUCUCAGUCAUCGACACUCCAGGCCUGUUUGAUACAAGAAUGACAAAACCGAAAAUUAAGAAUGAAAUAAGGAAGUGUGUCUACAGGUCUGUUCCUGGUCCUCAUGCAUUUCUGCUGGCCAUCAAAGUGGGGAGGUUCACAGAUGAAGAGAAGAGUGCAGUCAAAUGGAUUCAGGAGAACUUUGGAGAAGAAGCUGCAUGUUACACCAUCAUUCUGUUCACUCACACAGAUGCACUAGAGGAGAAACCAUUAGAUGAGUAUAUCAGAGAAAGUAAUGAUCUCAAGGCUCUUGUUAAUGAGUGUGGUGGCAGAUUUCACUCGAUCAACAAUAAAGACAUUGAGAACCGCUCUCAGGUCACAGAACUGCUGAAGAAGAUUGAGAAGAUGGUGGAGAAGAACGGAGGACAACAUUACACUGAUGAGAUGUUUCAGGAAGCUCAGAGAAGUAUACUUGAUAGAGUACAGUUCUGGUCAGAGAAACCUCGUAUUGUGCUGCUGGGUAAAACUGGAUCAGGAAAGACCAGAGUGGUGGAAACCAUCCUGGGCAGAGAGAGGAGAAAUUCACCAAAUUCUGAAACCUGUGAAGUACAUGAAGCAAAUGUGGAUAAAAAGAGCAUGGAAAUAAUUGACACUCCAGGACUGAUUGAUGCAUCAAAAGAGAAGAUGAAAAAAGAUGAAAUUGAGAAGUUUGUCUGUAUGUCUGCUCCUGGUCCUCAUGUG